AUGACAAAUUAUUAUCAAAAGUCGUCCCAAGAACCCGACCAUCCUUUGAUUGCACCUCCUUCCAAUUUUGCCAUUGAUAUUUUCGAGAAUCUUAUUGAUGAUGAUAUUCAACAACUAACGCCUAAUAAUGAACUUUACACCUUUGAAAUUUAUUCUUCAACAGAUUCAAAUAUCCAUGACUUUGAUUUUAAUGUACCAAGCCCUGACGAUAUUGUUUUUGAUGCACGUAAUCAAAAGGGAGUCGUUUUUGAUGUUGAUAAGAAAGUUAAAUUUGUAAGAAAUAUAUAA
Entrophospora sp. SA101 is the source of this 288-nucleotide messenger RNA. Lineage: Eukaryota; Fungi; Glomeromycota; Glomeromycetes; Entrophosporales; Entrophosporaceae. The record is from the annotation of a GenBank genome assembly.